Paramisgurnus dabryanus is the source of this 801-nucleotide messenger RNA. RefSeq lists its product as uncharacterized. The record is from RefSeq and is a predicted model, not a curated record. NCBI's taxonomy places the organism in Eukaryota, Metazoa, Chordata, Actinopteri, Cypriniformes, Cobitidae.
UAUUGUUCAGUCAGACAAUAAUCUAUGGAGAAGUUGUCGAGAUGAAGGUCAGACCAGGAGACAACAUCACUCUUCACUGUGACCGUCCUUUAAAUCAUGGUUACAUUGUAUGGAUAAGAAACUGCUCUCAUGAACAUCAACCCUCUCUCAUAUUAGAUAAUACAAUAAUAUACAAAGAUACUUUCCAACGUUUUAGUUUUCCUAAAAACCCCAACAUUAAUUCUUUUGAUCUACAUAUUACUAACAUUAAAGUCUCUGAUCUGGGACUGUACUACUGUGCUGAACAUGAGAAAAAGGUAAAUAAAGAUGAAAAAGGCAUUAUAUUCUCAUCUGAUGUGUACCAUUAUGGAAACAAAACAACACGUCUUUCUCUUGCUGUGUCUUCUGGACCCUUCACCACCGUCUCUCCUCCUCCUCCUGUAUCAGACUGUUUCCUCCCCUGGAUGCUGCUUGUCAGUGUUUGUGUUGUGUGUUUUCUCCCCUGCUUCAUCUGUGUGUACUGCUUCUGUCAGAAGAAAACUACAGGUUUUGAGAGUGGAAAGAUGCUCACAGUAAAUGUUAUGAAGAUGGAUCCAACAGAGAAACAUCAAUGUGAGAUGAGUAAAGCUGGAAAGUUCUGCUAUCAUUCUGAAGUCACUUAUAGACUCCUUCCAUCUGUACAUCACCAUGAAAAGAUGUGAAUCUCUCUGUUCAGAUUACUGCACUUGAUUUGUACUCAGCUAUCUCAAUUACGAACUUGAUUAAUUACACAGUCUGGUUAUUUCCAUAAAAGUAUAUUUGGGUCUCAAGGUUAUCCGAAGC